UUGUGGCCUCACUAAGGUUCAGUGUGAGCACUGACGCUUCCAUGAAGACCUUUAACAUCUUUAAACUUUCCAUUCCACAAAAGAUUCUUCUUAUAGUGGAAAAUGGUUCUUUAUGUUAUUAAAAAGUUCUCCACACAAGAACUGAUCACUGAAAGGUUCUUCUGUGAAAACAUCCUUUAUUUCAUGAGACUUUCUCAUCAUAGGGAGCUUUAUAUUGGACACGGUUUGGGUUUUGCAGUGAUGCCACAGAAGAACGAACUUUUCAGUGAACGGAACAAACAUUUUUUUUUUCCUAGUGUGUAUGGCUUAUAAAUCUACCUUUUUCCACUAUCCCCUGUUCAAGAGCUGUUUUUCUGUCUUAUAGUGUCACACAAACAUAAAGAUGCUCUCGAAGCUACGUGUGAACUCAAAUCAAAUGUUUAAUUCUCAUGCCAUUAAACCAGUCCUUACUGGUUCCUCAAGUUUAAUUAAAGAAACUGUGAAUUCCACAAAUAAACCGACACAUGAUGUUUAUAAUUGCUUCUUUGUGUUGUAAGUGAAAGUGUUUUAACUGAUGAUUGAGUGCCGUGCCGGCUUUAGAGCAGAUCUGUCUCACACUUCUUCAGACCGACAGAAACACGGCCGUGAACAUCACACGUCUGCAGACGAUGGACGACCAUUCUGCUCCUAAACCGGCUCCUCGAUUGGCUCCAGGGCCACGCAAGUCGGUGAGGAAUGAGAGCGGAGAGAGCCACCCGCUGGACCCUGGACUCACUCGGACCGGACUGGAGCGCUCCAGUGGAGACCAGCCAGUGACCGCGAGAGAGAAUGUGUUUGAGAAACAUGAGGUUCCUCCGCUUCCACAUCCGAGGACUAAACCCGGAAGCAGAAGCCCUCCUGAGAUCAUUACACACUGUUCUGAGAAGAAUGCCACUUUCAUAGCAACUCUGGAGGAUCAACUGAGUAAGCGAUUUCAGAACAGCGAGCCACAGCAGGAAAAGAAAUGCUUUCCGAUGGGAAACACUCUGAGAGAAUCUACAGUGGUUUCAGAUUCAGACUUCAGGUCCUUCAUGCACACUGCUGAAAGUUUCACAAACACUCUUCAGGUCUUUGUUUCUCAUCUGCCAAGCUGUGCAAGCGCUCUAGAGAGACAGAUCGCUGAGCUGCAGGAAGUGGCUGAUGGUGUGGAUAAGACGCACAAAGGCGUGAGGAUCGCUGGCAUCACCGGAGGAGCCACAGGAGCGGUGGGCGGCGCGGCGGCCGUGGCCGGGAUCCUCCUGUCCCCCGUGACUCUGGGAGCGUCUCUGGCCAUCACCGUGGUGGGGGUCGGGGUCGCGGCCGCUGGCGGGGUCACGGGGGCCUCGGCCGCCAUCACCAACAAAGUCAAAAAAAAUCAGGUCAGGAAGAAGGUGGAAACCAUCCUAAAGGAGUGCCAGAGUGAGAUGGAGGAGGUUGAAGGUUACUUGGAAAGCAUCAGCACAGAGAUGGGAAAGCUCCGAGAAUAUGACCUGCUGACGCUGGAGCGCGUGAAUGUGAAGUCUGCAAAGAUCGUGCGGCUCGUCGGGAUAGCAGGAGGAACAUCGACGGCGCUGAGCGUGAUGAGCCGGUCCUCGGGCGUGGUUCAUGGCUUCGCCGUCGGCAUGGACCUUUACUUCACCGGACAAGACUCAGAGAAACUCAAGAAAGAGUCAAAGACCAGAUUUGCCCAGCAGAUCCGUGAGGUGGCAGAACAGAUUCAGACCGGGCUUACAGAGCUGAUGAACAUGAGAGAGAAACUGCUCUCAGAACAGAUAUGAGGUGUUACAAUAUGGUGAAGGAAAGGGUUGUUUCUUCGUUUGGUGUCUGUGUUAAGUUCUUGUGUUGUAUUCAGAAUAAUAAAAAAAGAUCUUCCUGAAUCUUUAGAAUAGUUUGAGCCUUUCAUGUGUGAGCAUGCUUUCUCCUCUCCAUAGUGAAUAAUCAGAUCACACAAGCAGGAAAAACUAUUGAUGGUCACUAGAGGUCACACUCGCACAGUUUCUUAUCCUCCUGCGCAGGCAUGUGUUCUUGUGUUGUACCUCUGCAAAAGUGUCAAAAUAAUUACUAUUAAAAGAUUUUCCUGAGAUUUAA
Messenger RNA from Cyprinus carpio (common carp), 2085 nucleotides. RefSeq names its product apolipoprotein L3-like. Gene Ontology annotation, cellular component: membrane; extracellular region. Gene Ontology annotation, biological process: lipoprotein metabolic process; lipid transport. The transcript has 8 exons. Lineage: Eukaryota; Metazoa; Chordata; Actinopteri; Cypriniformes; Cyprinidae. The record is from RefSeq and is a predicted model, not a curated record. Bases 648 to 1775 code for a protein of 375 amino acids. Gene Ontology annotation, molecular function: lipid binding.